AUGAAUACAUUGAAUGAGGAUGAAGUAGAGAUUCAACCUGCAUGUGUUAAUGAAGUAGAUGAUAAGGAUGAAGAAGUGAGUCAACCUGCCUACGUUGUAGUAGAUGAUAAGGAAGAAGAGGUGAUGAAACAUGCAUGUGUUAAUGAAAUAGAUGACAAGGAAGAAGAGGGUUGCUCUUCUCUAAAUUUGGAUAAUCCCGGGAAUUGGAAAAUUAUUGAUGAGAGAACAAGGGAUUACUUAGUUGAAAGGGGUCCAAAAAGAGUUGAUGGCAUCUUGUUUCCAAAAGAUUGUACAAAUAGGCAUUUUGAUUCUUCACAAUAUAAGCGAUUGCUACGAAAUGGGCAAACAAUUGAUAGGAGAUGGCUAGUCUAUUCAAUAUCUAUGGACAGGAUCUUUUGCUUUUGUUAUGCAAGUCAUGAGGAGCAGAUAUCGUUAAUAGUACGAUUUGUAGAUGAUUCGGCAAACUUACCUACAUUUGAAGAACAUUGGCUUGAAUUUUUGAAGGUAGAUGACACAACAGGACUUGGACUGACAACCGAGCUUCAAAAGGCUUUGAUCAAACUCGAUCUGGAUAUUGAUGACAUUAGAGGGCAAGGGUAUGAUAACGGAUCUAACAUGAGCGGGAAGUACAAAGGUGUGCAAAGAAGACUGUAUCCUUCUUUGGAGUACUCUUGCCAAGGAUGA
Olea europaea var. sylvestris is the source of this 684-nucleotide messenger RNA. Its product is annotated as zinc finger MYM-type protein 5-like. Lineage: Eukaryota; Viridiplantae; Streptophyta; Magnoliopsida; Lamiales; Oleaceae. The coding region runs from base 1 to 684 and encodes 227 amino acids. The transcript is spliced from 3 exons. The record is from RefSeq and is a predicted model, not a curated record.